Aspergillus piperis CBS 112811 is the source of this 1103-nucleotide messenger RNA. RefSeq names its product fumarylacetoacetate hydrolase family protein. The coding region runs from base 297 to 995 and encodes 232 amino acids. The record is from RefSeq and is a predicted model, not a curated record. Lineage: Eukaryota; Fungi; Ascomycota; Eurotiomycetes; Eurotiales; Aspergillaceae. The transcript has 3 exons. Gene Ontology annotation, cellular component: mitochondrion. Gene Ontology annotation, molecular function: acetylpyruvate hydrolase activity.
CAUAUUCCUUAAAAUCACAUUACAUUUUGGAAUAACUGCCAUUAUCGCAAUCCCACUUACUUCCCCACACAACCCUCUUAUCAUCCCCAAUCAUCCGGCUCAACCCUCCGAAUCUCGGAGAAUCCGAGCCUCUCCGCACGCCCAGCGCGCGGAGCACCUUUCCGUGCGUCGCAUCGGCCGAGCUCCGACUGGCCGAUUAUAUUAUUAUCCGCCAGGCCUCAUUGCCUCUACAUUCCAUUCCCACCCCCUCAAUUGUUCCUCUUUCCCCUCCAUUCUCGCAAAUUGAACACUUCAUCAUGGCCUCCGCGAUCAGGGCCAACUGCAGAAAAGUUAUCUGCAUUGGCAGAAACUAUGCCGACCACAUCACAGAGCUGAACAACACCAAGCCCAAGCAGCCCUUUUUCUUUUUGAAGCCCGCUUCCGCUAUCCUCUGCCCCGGCGAAGGUCCUGUGCUGCGCCCUCAGGGAACCAACCUGCACUAUGAGGUCGAAUUGGCGCUGGUGAUGGGCAAGACCGUUCGGGAUCUGGACCCGAAUGACGAUAAGGGUGCCUUGGAUGCGAUUCACAGCUACCUCCUCGGUAUUGACAUGACCGCUCGCAACGUUCAAGAAGAAGCAAAGAAGAAGGGCCUCCCGUGGACCAUCGCCAAGGGCUUCGACACCUUCCUGCCUGUCUCUCAGGAGAUCGCCAAGUCGCGUCUUCCCGACCCUCACAAUGCUUUCCUCCGCUUGAGCGUUGGAUCGCAAAUGCGCCAGGCCGACUCCACUGGUCUGAUGCUCUACCGGAUCCCCAGACUUCUGGCGGAGAUCUCCCGUGUCAUGACUCUGGAGAAGGGUGACCUUGUCCUGACUGGUACCCCUAAGGGUGUGGGCCAGGUCAAGUCUGGCGAUGUCAUGAAGGCGUCCAUUGAGUAUGACGGUAAGGAGCUUGAGGAGGGUCGCAUUGAGGUCGAGGUCAAGGACCGUGAGGGUAGAUACCGGUACAGUGAGACCUAAAUGGCUGUCUUGAGCAAGAUAUAUGUAUCAGAUAGACGCUGUAUAUACAUACCCUGGUUCUUUUCCAAUAUAGACUAUCUGGAAUGAAAAAGUAAUUCGGUCUCUCAA